Sitodiplosis mosellana (orange wheat blossom midge) is the source of this 3439-nucleotide messenger RNA. RefSeq lists its product as uncharacterized. The record is from RefSeq and is a predicted model, not a curated record. NCBI's taxonomy places the organism in Eukaryota, Metazoa, Arthropoda, Insecta, Diptera, Cecidomyiidae. Gene Ontology annotation, biological process: response to pheromone; G protein-coupled receptor signaling pathway. The transcript is spliced from 7 exons. Bases 614 to 2572 code for a protein of 652 amino acids.
GUUCCGUGAGAGUUUUGGUGAGAAAUUGACAGCCGCGUAGCGUAGCUUGUCAGUCAAUUAGCUCAAGUGAAGAGAAAAAAAUAACAAAAUAGAGAAAAACACGCCACCGAAAACAUCGAAUUUAGAGAAUGUGACGGGAAUCCCUGAGAAAAAUUGUGAAUGUUUCAACAACAAUAUCACCACGUAAUGUGUAAAUUGGGCUGUAGUGAAAUUGUGAGGAUAUCAAAGAAAAAACUCCUUUGUUCCGAAUGAAAUUCACCGUGAAUAUUGUGAAGAAAAAGAGAAAGGAAAGUGAAUGCGACAAACGAAAUUGUUUUGAGUGUUUAGCGAAACGCAACAGCAGUAGCAGCAAUAGCGAAGUGAAUCAAUUAAAAAAAAAAUUGGUGUCUGUGUCAAAAUCAAAAUUUCCCUUUUUCGUUUAUACAUUUUAAAAUAAUUGAUUUGGUUGAAGAGAAUCACAGAAUAAAAAAAUCAGUGGAAAUAAUUUAGGGGGAAAAAAGGAGAAACGAAAACCUAUUUGUUAUCUACCACGAUAGAAAGGUAGACGACGGUGUGCGUUGUGCUUGCCGUUGUGCAUAAUCGGUUUGUGUGCGUGUGCAGCUGGGCAGGCAUAAUGCUCUUGAAAUCGCACAUUUUCUCAAAUGUGCUGCUUAUCGUAAUUCUGAUCGAUUCGAUUGUUUUACACAAUGCCACUCAUAUCACCGGUACAUUUCGUACCACAGAAUUCUUUAAAUUUCUGGCCAAAUUCGGUUUUCAAAAGACCGAACGACAUUCGCAACGUGACUCAUUCGGCUAUAUCUAUGGUAAUAUAACAUCGAAAGAGCAAUUCCCCGUGAAAAUCACAUUCGCUGUGCUGGACAAACACAAUUUUGAACCAUUAUACGCCAGCCGAUCGUUGGUCAACCGCGAUGCAGCAUGCCAAAAAAUGUUUUCGACCAUCGAUCAAUUUGCAUUCGAUAAGGUUUGCCGGCCACAAAAGGACACACUCGACUUCUUGCGACACAUACCAUGUCCACGGGAUCAACUGUGCGAAGACGAAGAUACGCCAUUAAAUGUGAUACCGGGUCAUCAAUUCACAUAUGUAAUCAGCGAUUUAAAUCAGCCCAGAUUCUGGUAUAUUUCGCUGGUUGCCUGCUAUCGUGAUAACAUUACAUGUACCUGGCAUCAUUUUGAUCCGCACAAAUUUCGUACCGCAUCCAAAUCGAAUGCAACCAACGAGAAGAAUCAUCGUUACAUGAAUGCUGAUUAUGACUAUGAGAUUAGAUAUGACAUUCGGUUGGUGAACGGAAAUCCGAAUCGAUCGUCAUCGAAUCCAUUAACCUUUCAAUUCUCAUUCGAUCAACAAAACAUACUCGAAAUGAAUCUGAUCUUUUUGACGGUCUACUUGAUAUUGGUGCCAAUUCAAAUCUAUGCUGUACGAAUACAACGCCAUCCCGUCACAAAACUUUUUACAUUAAGUCUGAUACUCGAGUUUGUCAGCCUUGUAUUUAUGCUGGGCUAUUAUAUCCGGUACACUAUUGGUGGCAUCGGAAGUGAUACCGUCAAAACUAUCGGCGAUAUACUGGAUAUUCUCAGUAGGUCAACAUUUAUGUUGAUAUUACUGUUGCUUGCCAAAGGAUGGGCGGUUACUCGACAACAGGUCACAAAAUCUGGGUGGACAUUACUUAUGUCAGUUUGGGUGCCAUAUUGUGUUUUUCACAUCGUGCUGUACGUGUGGAACCGAACCGAGGUUGAUAUCAUAUCAGAUAUAGAUGAGUAUCAAACAUGGCCGGGUCGAUUGCUUCUGGUAUCUAGAUCAUCCAUUAUGCUAUGGUUUUUAUGGGAACUACGAAACACAAUGAAAUACGAGCAUUCAACGAGAAAAUUGGACUUUUUGCUGCAUUUCGGUGCAUCCAGUUUGGUUUGGUUCAUUUAUUUACCGAUUGUUGCAAUUGUCGCAAGUCAAGUCAGCCCAUUGUGGCGAUACAAACUUUUAUUAGGUAUUACGAAUUCAGCCGAUUGUUUAGGCUAUUGUGUGAUGACUGGGUUGUUAUGGCCAAAUCGUGCUGGUCAGUAUUUGCUGCUGGCGAGUACAAAAUAUUCAGGUAUGGAUGAAUUGGAUGAAUUUAAUGAGGCGCCACAUUCGUUGCGUAGCGAAGCAAGUAGUUUUCAUGAGAUUCCACACGAUGAUAUGGAACGCAUCGAUUUGGACGAUGAUGACGAUGACGAUGACGAUGAUCAAAAUCAAAUAAUCAAUAUAUUAGAUCGUACGAUACCAGGCCAAAUACGUGCGACUGAUUUACUUUCAGACGACACAACAACCAUAAUUCAGGGUGAUAAUCUAAUGUUUGAUGACACAACACAUUCAAUAUUUAAUUCCAAUGGAACCAUAAAUAAGCCGCCAAAUAGUGGUCAUGCAGUGACAAUGGCGGCGAUAGCGACGGUAUCGGACACCAGCACCAGUAGUAAUAAUAGUAAUAAUUUUAGCAAAAGUGAUAAAGUGACGAACAGUGCUAACGGUGCAAUCGGUGAUGUUUUAAUUUUAACCAACAAAUCUAAGCAAACGUACGGUAACAAUAGUCAUAAUGCGUGAUUUAAACUUAUUAGAAUUGCAUUAGUCGCGUGAAAUCGAUUUAUCAUUUCAUUUUUUUUUAAUGUCUUCUUCAUCAUUUCAAUUCUCGCCGCAAUUUAAAAAAUGGAAAUGAGAUUUGCCAAGCCAACAAUAACAACUAAAAUAUCAACGGAACAACAAUCAGCUUUGUAGAAAUGCAAAAUCAAUCUUUAGAAUGUAGUGUUUUUCUUUUUCUUUUGGAAUGAAUGUUUCAUAUAUUUUACGGAGAUUUUCACUCUCACUCCAUAACAUCGCUUAUGCUGAACUCCAAACGAAAACUAUUACGCCGCCAACGAAAAAUAUCCUGAACAAUUUUAACAAUAACAAAUAGCUGCUUAUUAUGAAUGAAAAAGAACAGAAAAAAAAUGAAACAGAGAAUUAUAUAGAUAUAUAUAUAUAUAUAUUUACUGCAAUACUCGUUAGCAAAUCGUUUAUAUUUAUGUAUUUCCAAAUGUGCACCAAUAGCCGAACAAACAUGAAAGAAAAAAAAAAUAACUGAUACAUAGGAGAAAGCUUUAUUGAUGGUCAAAUUGUAAAUUUAUGCCUUACCUAAUUUUAAUUGUCAUCAUUGUAUCAAAUGUCACAUACACACACAUACUUUUUAUAGUUCUUUCUCUUUCUCUCUGUCGCUCGCCGAAGAGUGAGAGAUUAGGACGCACUGACACAUUGAUAAAGCAUUCGGUAUAAGUAAAAAAAACAGAAAUACAUACACAAAUUUUAUAGCUAGUGUCGGAAUUGUAGUCGAUGGGAUUUAUUGUUAAAAUUUUGUGUGCGCAUUUUACGACUCAUUUUUUUUUCGUUUGCCACCGCCAAAAUUGUCAAUUCAAAAAUAAAUGGAUUAUUUCAAAA